This is a messenger RNA of Manduca sexta (tobacco hornworm), 586 nucleotides long. Its product is annotated as facilitated trehalose transporter Tret1-like. Gene Ontology annotation, molecular function: transmembrane transporter activity. The coding region runs from base 80 to 538 and encodes 152 amino acids. Gene Ontology annotation, biological process: transmembrane transport. Gene Ontology annotation, cellular component: membrane. The record is from RefSeq and is a predicted model, not a curated record. The transcript has 2 exons. NCBI's taxonomy places the organism in Eukaryota, Metazoa, Arthropoda, Insecta, Lepidoptera, Sphingidae.
AACAGGUACUUAAUACUGCUUUUCCCUUUCAGUGCAAGACAAAUCAACCUUCAAAGCAUUCCGCAUAGCAGUAAACGUGAUGCUGUCCCAAGAGACGUGCGGCUACCUCGUGGUGCUGAUGUACGCGAGCUCAAUCUUCGAGCAGGCCUCACAGUCCAUCAACCUGAAACUCAGCGCUAACAAACAGACGAUUGUGGUGGGAGCUAUACAACUCUUAGGGUCUAUUGUGGCCAGUUGUAUCGUCGAGAAGACUGGAAGGAAGUGGUUGCUUGCGUCAACCUCCUUAGCGACUGGUCUCUCGAUGCUGGCUCUGGGGGCUUGGUUCUACAUCACAUCCCUCGCAAUAUGGCUGCCAGGCUGGGUGCCGGUGCUGGCGAUGUGUUUGUGCAUCUUCGCUGAUGCUGCAGGGUUUCAACCAGUGCCAUACGUCAUCACUUCGGAGCUGUUUAGUUUUCAGGUAAAUAUUAAUUAUUGCUCGAGGCUUCAUAAUACCUUUAAGAUACUUUCGCGAAGAAGAUUAAUAUCUAAUUAUAUUUGAGAUACUAAGCUCUAUUUUUAAAUGGAUAGUUUUAGACAUUUUUAUUUU